Messenger RNA from Microdochium trichocladiopsis, 603 nucleotides. RefSeq lists its product as uncharacterized. Lineage: Eukaryota; Fungi; Ascomycota; Sordariomycetes; Xylariales; Microdochiaceae. The record is from RefSeq and is a predicted model, not a curated record. The coding region runs from base 94 to 531 and encodes 145 amino acids. The transcript has a single exon.
CGCGGACAGGGGUGAUGGCUGGGGAGCGAUGCUGGACUGGAGAUGGUCGUGUGGCAUGCCGAUGAUCGAGCAGAUACUUAGUCUGUACUAUGGAUGGUACAAUCUUGCUGGGCGCAUCCACUGGGACCGCUGAAGUUUGUGGCGCUGCUGGCAGCACCAGCUGGUCUGCAAUGUUGCGUGAAAGAAGUCUUCGCAUGCUUGAUCGGAAGCGAUGUCGCAUGCAUGGGCCGCGCCACGCGACGGUCGAGUCUCCUGUCACGGCGGCCAAUGUUAUUCGAAUGUGGGUGGGAUGCGCUCACAGCAAAUUGGAGAGCUUGUCUUUUGGUUCGCUGUUCAAAGCAAAACAUGUUUCUCUUGCCGUGUCAUGCAAGGCACAGCCAACUUGUGAGCCGCGGUGAGACCUUCUGCUGUUGUUUGGAUGCCAGUGUCCAGACCUGGACUGUGAUACAUGCUUUUUACCAGGGAGCUCGAUAUCGGCCGAGCCAAUCUGUGGUCUACGUCGCCAAUGCAGUGGAUGCUGCCCAGGAAUAAUUCCACAAAUGACCAGCGCUGGCUUUCAUGAAUCCAACAGCGUUCGACCCCCGAGGGCUCGUGCCGACUUCG